Bacillus rossius redtenbacheri is the source of this 1521-nucleotide messenger RNA. RefSeq lists its product as uncharacterized. The transcript has 7 exons. The record is from RefSeq and is a predicted model, not a curated record. Bases 473 to 1321 code for a protein of 282 amino acids. Lineage: Eukaryota; Metazoa; Arthropoda; Insecta; Phasmatodea; Bacillidae.
UUAUAACUAUGCAUUACUAUUAUAUCCUAUAGCUUAAAAUUAUUGCUACAUAAAAUAUAUUUAAAAAAAAACUGUUCAGUUAAAGUUAAAAAAAAAAAUAAAAGGAUAUUUUAGGAAUUGAUAAAGUGUAACUGAUAGGCAUAAUUUGUCCAAAAUCCCAACACAAUGAACGUUGCAAAUAGCGAAUUAGUGGAUGAUCAUACGAAAUUACCCAGUUGAUGAUUUGCCCUUACAACUCUUCCUUGAAAGAAGGUGCAUCACUGACAUGAUCAUAUUGACGAGCACAUAUUGCCCUUUCGAAUAGAACGGCCUCCUGCUCAAAAAAGAGUCAGCGUAUAAAACAAACCCCCUACCUUUGCGCGAAAUUAUCUAACUCCAUGAGAAUUACAAUCACACUGGUUACGUUAUUCAGUAAACGGCGUAAACGCCACGGAUUAGGCCUUUUGAAUUUAAAACUUGACCGGGAAGGGACAUGCUUCGAUUAAAACAAAUAUUUAGAGAUACUAAAUGUGCCGUAAUUGGUAUGAUACAUGCAGGUGCAUUGCCAGGUGAAGUUCAGAUCACAAGCACACCUCUCUACUGCGGCGACAUUCAAAAAGUUUUGGACGAUGCUUGCAGGGAGGCAGAAUGCUAUGCAUCUUCCCACGUUGAUGGAGUGAUGAUUGAAAACAUGAAUGAUAUUCCAUACGUACAAGCCAAGCAUUUAGGUCCAGAAAUCACUGCAACCAUGACUCAGAUCUGCUGUAAAGUUCGCCAGAUACUACAGCCAACACCAUGUGGAGUACAGGUUCUUGCAGGUGGCAAUCGAGAAGCCGUCGCUGUGGCCCAUGCGGCAGGUCUGCAGUUUGUCCGUGCGGAAGGAUUUGUGUUCAGCCACGUCGCAGAUGAAGGUUUCACAGACGCCUCGGCAGGCGUACUCUUCAGGUACCGCAGGAACAUUGGGGCCAACAACGUACUCGUCUUCACGGACAUCAAGAAGAAACACAGCUCUCACGCGAUCACAAGCGACGUUGGAAUAGAGGACACCGCUAGAUCGGCAGAGUUUUUCUGCUCUGACGGUGUCAUCAUAACUGGGACGGCCACGGGGCAGCCAGCUGAACUGUCCGAACUCAGUGCAGUGAAGAAGGUGUGUACAGGACCUGUGUUGGUUGGAUCCGGAGUGACCAUCGAGAAUGUGACAGACUACUUGCAAGCAGAUGCUGUCAUCGUGGGAACUCAUUUCAAGCAUGGGGGAAAGUGGCAAAAUCAAGUAGAUGGCAACCGAGUGAAGUUGUUCAUGAACAAAAUGUGUGAAGCAAGGUUAAUGGCAGAAAAAAUUUAAUGACAUUUGAAAAUAAACUGUUUUCAUUAUUAUGUUGUUUGUGUGCUAUUAAACCAGGUUAAAAAGUUUUUUUUUGCUGGUGUUUGUUUCUCCUCAAAAGUGUACAUUGAUGGGAUCAAUUUUUUAGUUGAGACCUGAAUAAUUCAUAAUUGUGAUAAAUUUGAAAAACUGAAACAGCAUUUUCAAUUUCCCCCCCCCAU